CAAGGUUUUGAGGUGUAUUUUGAAACAUGGUGUCUGUACUGCUCAAGGUUCCAGAAAGAAGUGUAUAUUUCACAGCUGUUGCUGCACCUCACCUAGAUAUUCGUCUUGGAAGAAUGAGUUGCCAUUCCAUUGUUGCAGUUGCAGAACAUGUGGUGCAUUAUAGCUAGUAGAAAUGCAGGAAACAUGUGAUAUGGAUGUUAUGAAGUGCUAACUUAUAAAACUAGAUGAUGUGAUUAUUCUUGCGAAGCUUGAUGGUCUUGUUCUCCUUGGUAAGAUAUCGAGUAAAGCAGGUUCUGACUAAUGGCUAAAAGGGCAAAAGUGGAUAUACUGAUUUGAUUUAUUAUAGGUCCAGGAAGAAUCUCUUGCUAUUUAUAGCUGUCGAUAUUUUUGAUUUCAUGGGAUUUAAGCAAGGUUGGGAUUGAGCUUAAUACCUAAUCUUUUGCUGACAUACUGCUAAUCAUCUAUUUAACCCCAACAGAAAAGUUGUUAAUAAGAUUUAUGAGGUUUGACUAUUAGGAUCAAUUGAAAUAAUUUAUGUGAGCUUUAAUAAGUAAAAAGAAAAAAUUAUUUGUGUGGCUUCCUACUCGGAGCCUAUUGAGGUGUGGCAAGGGAGGGGUUGGGCACAUAGAUGGAGUGAUUGAAAACUAAGCAACCAUAUUAUUUAAUGUAGGCAUUUCAAUUUGCAGCAAUAUUAUGUAUGAGGUGGUCACUUGCAGACGCAGUCUCAAGUCUUUAACUAUUUAAGAUGUAUAUUCAUUCAUUUGUUCCUCCAGCCAAGCACAUGUUUAUGACUGCAAAUCCCAUUCAUUCACUAGCAAAAGCGAAGCUUUUUUUUUUUUUUGGAAUUUCCAUGAUCAUCAGUGAUUUUUAUCCAGUCCCAUGUGGCUUGAAAAGAAACAAAUUGUUGAAAACGUGAGCAUGAUGGAGGAAUGGAGAUUCGAGACUGAAAAGCAUUGCCCCGAAAAAUUGAACGUCCUCACUCCACAAAAAGGCCAGUUAAUUGCCGUCCCCAGAAACGUUCCAAAGCUAGAAGCUAGUAGAGAAAAGAAAGCAGCAGUGGGCGGUGGCUGGGCCCUACUUGCCUAACUCAGCCAUUAAAGAAUUGCAUUUCCUGCUUAUCCAACCCAUAUGCUGAGAAGUUUAACCCAUCAAGCAUUUGUAAGUGCCAUUUAUCUUUAUAGUGAGUCCAAAACAGCAGAGCUCGCAUGAACAGAGCCUGAUUUCUCUCAAAAUGCCACCAACUCAAGCCCCCACCAACAAGCAGUCAGGCAAGUGAUCUUCGGUGUUUGGGUGGACUUAAGUUACAGUUUUUGAUAAUGGAAUGUCACAAUCAGUCAAUUUCCAUUAAUUUAUAGUGUACAAGUGCAACGUUUCAUUUAAAUCUUGCGCCAAAACCUGGUAGUUACAAAGCAUCUUUUAAUCCGUGAUUUUCCGGGAUUUCUCUCUGUCUGUAUCUCCUAUCUCCGUUUUCCAUCAAUAACAGUGUUCUUCGCAUCCUUGGUAGAAAGACUUCUCCUCUUGCCUUUUCCUCCAACUCAUGGGAACCCUUGUUAGGCCAUUUUCAUCAGCUUUUGCAACCAGGAAGGAUCAUCUACUCUUCCCUUCACCCACUGCUUCAUUUCCUUCUGCAAAACCCCAUUUAAGAACAUCAAGAAGGACUCAUCAAGGAAUCAACAGCAGCAAGUUUGGUAGCUUCCUCGACCUAAAACCAGAGUCGAAACCCGAGUGCUUAGAUUUUGAUCUUUCUUGGUUUAACCCUUCUGAUCGGCCUUGCUUUGAUGUCAUCAUUAUUGGCACUGGCCCAGGCGGUCUCCGGCUCGCCGAGCAAGUGUCUCGCGAUGGAAUCAAGGUAUGUUGUAUUGAUCCUUCACCACUUUCGAUGUGGCCUAACAAUUAUGGUGUCUGGGUUGAUGAGUUUGAGAGCUUGGGGCUUGGGGAUUGUUUGGACAAAACAUGGCCUAUGACUUGUGUCCAUAUUGAUGAUAACAUGACCAAAUAUUUAGACCGGCGUUACGGUAGGGUCUGUAGGAAGAAACUGAAGACAAAGUUAUUUGAGAAUUGCGUCUCCAAUUCAGUUAAAUUCCAUAAAGCUAAGGUUUGGAAAGUGAAACAUGAGGAGUUUGAAUCGGCUGUUGAGUGUGAUGAUGGUAGUGAGCUUAAGGCAAGCUUAAUUGUUGAUGCUAGUGGGUUUGCUAGCAGUUUUAUAGAGUAUGAUAAGCCUAGGAACCAUGGAUAUCAGAUUGCUCAUGGUAUUUUGGCUGAAGUUGAUAAUCAUCCUUUUGACUUGGAUAAGAUGGUUCUCAUGGAUUGGAGAGAUUCCCAUUUGGGAAAUGAACCUUAUUUACGAGCUAACAAUUCAAAAAUUCCAACUUUUCUAUAUGCAAUGCCAUUUGAUUCAAGCUUAAUAUUUUUGGAAGAGACAUCUCUGGUUAGUCGGCCGGUACUAUCUUACAUGGAGAUUAAGAAAAGGAUGGUAGCAAGGCUAAGACAUCUAGGAAUUAGAGUUAAGAGAGUGAUAGAAGAUGAAAAGUGUUUGAUUCCAAUGGGUGGUCCUCUCCCUAGAAUCCCUCAAAAUGUGAUGGCUAUAGGUGGGAUUUCUGGGGUAGUCCAUCCUUCAACAGGGUACAUGGUGGCUCGGACAAUGGCUUUAGCCCCGGUCGUGGCUGAAGCUAUUGCAGAAUGCCUUGGUUCAACAAGAAUGAUUAGAGGAAAGCCACUUUAUCACAAAGUUUGGAAUGGAUUGUGGCCACUCGAGAGGAGAAGUACAAGAGAGUUUUGCUGUUUUGGUAUGGAAACUCUAUUGAAGCUUGACUUGAGGGGAACCAGGGGUUUCUUUCAAGCUUUCUUUGAUCUGGAUCCUUACUUUUGGCAUGGGUUCCUCUCCUCAAGGCUCUCUCUUACUGAACUUGCUUGGCUUACCGCCUCUCUGUUUGGACAUGCCUCAAAUCCUUCCAGGCUUGAUAUUGUUUCAAAAUGCCCUGUCCCUCUGGUUAGAAUGUUGGGGAAUCUAGCUCUAGAAACCAUUUAGUGAUGGAACAUUGAAGAAUGAUGGCAAGUUUUUCGUUUAGGGUCUUGCUGAUCCCUGUUUUCUUGCUUUCUUUCCUUUCUUUCUCCCUUCUUUUAAUGAAGUCAAAUUUGAAAGAAUGGUUGUAGUAAUACCCAUCAGGGAGUUCAUCACGAUGCAGCAUCAAAAUACGACCCUAUCCCAUGAGAUUAUUCUGUAAAAAAUAAGUUACUGAUGUGAACUGUAAACGUUGCAAAAAUAAUUUCUUUCAAUGCCCUUCAGAGUCUUUCUAGCUCUCCAUGGCAGAUCAUCUCCGUCUUGAAGAUUGUUUUGCUGUCUUCGCCAUAGCUACACCAGUAGGCUGUAGCCUUCCUUACAGCAAUAAUGCCCAUAAGCACCUUUGUCAUGGUCAUUGACGCAUCAGCAUUGAGCUACCAACAUAUAUUUUCUUUCUAUUACAUUUCUAUUCAUAUAAAAUUUUGAAUAAUUCCACACGGUUUAUGAUUGUAAUCGAAUAAUAAUAAUAAUAAUAAAUAUAAGAAUUAUAGCUAAUAAUUUGAUAUGUUUCUAAUCUAUCUCACUUUAACCUUUGACUAC
Theobroma umbraticum is the source of this 3601-nucleotide messenger RNA. RefSeq names its product capsanthin/capsorubin synthase, chromoplastic-like. Gene Ontology annotation, biological process: carotenoid biosynthetic process. Gene Ontology annotation, molecular function: oxidoreductase activity, acting on paired donors, with incorporation or reduction of molecular oxygen. The record is from RefSeq and is a predicted model, not a curated record. Lineage: Eukaryota; Viridiplantae; Streptophyta; Magnoliopsida; Malvales; Malvaceae.